AUGAUAAUAUUGAUUAUCAUUAUCAUUUACCUACUCAAAGUACUUACAUCAAUUCAAAUAUUACUAUUAUUUAAUAUUAAUGAUGUUUGGUAUUUAAUAUUAUCAUAUGAUGGAACAAUUAAUAAAGUAACAUCAACCACAUCAAAUGAUAAGUGUUUCAAUCAAAAUAUAAUUGAAUUGUUUGUUAUUAUAAUGAUGUUAGUUUCAAUAAUACAUAUCAGAUUGCUUACAUAUAUUUACAAAAGAUGGUUUUUAAUUCAUUUAUUGGAAGUAUUACUCUAUCUUUAUUAUCUUUAUCUAAUUAAUUAA
Molecule: messenger RNA, 309 nt
Organism: Entamoeba dispar SAW760
Lineage: Eukaryota; Evosea; Mastigamoebida; Endamoebidae
Exons: 1
Coding region: 1-309 (102 amino acids)
Source: RefSeq, a predicted model, not a curated record